UCGCCGUCCGGCCGCCAGUCGUCAGUCUCGCGUGCGACACCCGGCCAACGUCAGUCCGAAACCCAUGUGCGUGGUCCCGCGCGCCCCUACAGUGUACUGCAUGUGGACGACUCAUGUACUUAAAGAUACUACUCCUCUGGGCACUGCCGCUGGAGCUCAACGGAUACGGUUAUGACGGUUACAACACGUGCACGAAACCGUACCGAAAUGCCAAAGCCAGGUUCCCGGACUUACCGUGCGACCUCAACUCCCAGUCGUGGUGUAUGGUGCCUGGAUCGACGUAUCCGUGGCAUGCCGUUAGGCGGUUCGUCUUCGAGAAUCACGGUCUGAUGAAGCGCAUGUACGGAGAACAGCGGCACAUCUCGGUAUUGCGUGCCGAAUUAGACACCAAUGAUGUGGAAGGUGGAGCCUGGAACAGGCGCAGGGAGGAAUCUUCGCUAAAUCGUUACGAAUCGCAACCGUCUCCUGUGCCGUCAAUUCCUUCGUUCUUCGGCGCCUCCGCGUCUUCUUCUCCUCUAUCGUCGCCGUCGUCGUCGACUUCUACCACUACCACGACAGCUGCCACCAGCACCACCACCACAACAACCAGUACCACAGUGGCUCCUACUGGCAUUGGCGCGGCUCAAUUUCCGAACGUCACCGCGACCGACCUGCCGGCCCUGCCGCCCACGACGUCCACAUAUGAAGGCGACGAAGACGUUACCGACACGACGGCGGAUUCAGACGGGUUUUAUGACGUCACCACGGCCGCACCAACUGCGUCGACCGAGCGCGGCGAACAGAUGGAACAGCCGAGUUUCUUCAAAGAACCCACGACCACCACGGAAAACCCUCAGAAAUCAAAAGGCGUGAACGCGUGUCCCGUAAAGGAGGAAGUGGUCGCGCCGUUCUGGGCGAACAAUACCCGAGGGGAAGUGCUAGCUCUGCUCAAUCUUUACCCAUUCGAACAGUACGUCCAUUGGGAACGAUGCACGUUUGAGAACAAACAAAUGUUUUGCCGUCAAGGGUGUCGGUGCGAACAACAAUACCGGCUGCACAGACUACUGGCGUACGACCCCUCCAACGACUGCCGAGGCAUAUUUUCCGAUUGGUUUAAGUUUCCAUCGUGCUGUGUCUGCCGGUGCUACGACUUACCCAAUGACCUCAGGAUCACGUCACGCAGUCCCCGUGCCGAAACCACUAACGAUCUGGACACUUGGUUCCAAAAUCCGUUGAACUCUUAAUCUCUUUUCUUUUUCUGUAUGACUUUUAUACGUUUUUGUUUUGUGUUAUUUGUUUUUUCGCUUUUAACAGCGUCGAAGACCAAUUAUUAUUAUUAUUAUUUUAGUGUUAAGUAGUUGUACGUUUAUUAGUACAACGCACAAAUACAUUGUCCAUUUUUACCAACAUUGUCGGCAAUUAUAAAUAAUUAUUGUACUUUGUAUAUAUAUAAGUUAUUCAUUCAGUGUACAUAACAAUAUAAGCUACUUUUUUUAACCGUUUUGUGAUAAUUCUGUUUUUUUUUAAAUUAAUUUAUGUUUUUUUAAUUAUAUUUAUUUUUAUUUAUUAGUGAAAUGAACUACAGACGAGUGAUUAUAAUGUUGAACCACGUGCAAUGUGUCAUUUAUUCUAGCUAUUAU
This is a messenger RNA of Adelges cooleyi (spruce gall adelgid), 1619 nucleotides long. It is a transcript of the gene spz4, whose product is annotated as protein spaetzle 4. Lineage: Eukaryota; Metazoa; Arthropoda; Insecta; Hemiptera; Adelgidae. Gene Ontology annotation, molecular function: growth factor activity; Toll binding. Gene Ontology annotation, biological process: innate immune response; central nervous system formation; regulation of Toll signaling pathway. Gene Ontology annotation, cellular component: extracellular region. The coding region runs from base 114 to 1223 and encodes 369 amino acids. The record is from RefSeq and is a predicted model, not a curated record. The transcript has 5 exons.